AUGUGUGCCUUGGUGUGUUCUUGUAUGGCAGGCCGAGAGGGCGACAAUCAGAUUGCACCAGCCGAACUUUUGGGCGUCAUUGCGUGUUUUAACGGAUUCCGCUCGAGUCCUCUGCCCGGUUGCCAUCCGGCCCCGGUGUCGAGCAUCGCCCGGCCAGCCCACCUCCAACAGACGACAUCUUCUGGCGCUGGUCCGAGGCUCGAGGUCCGCUCGAGUCCGUCCAGUUCGACGCUUGGGCGCAGACAGGAGCAGAGAGACUGUCGCCGGACACACUCAGUUCGAGCCGGUCUCGUCUGCCCAGGGCGGAGAGUCCGUUUGGCUCUUCUUCUUCUUCUUCUUCUUCUUUUUUGUCGUUCCUUUAUCCCCUUCACUCCCCACUCGCCACACCUCGUGGCAUACUCACUUCUUGUCUGUGCCGAGGCUCAUGUGCCGGCCUCCACUUGGCCCCCUGUUCGUCCGGUACCACGUCCAGCCGUGGCAUCAUUUGCGACAUUUGUCUGCUCGGCCAAAAGUCGGCAUACAUGUGGCUACAAGUCUGCAUGUCCGCUUGCACAUGUGCUUGCCUGCAUGCGCGCAUCAGACAUGCAUGUUAUGUGUGUUCUGGUGGGUGUGAUUUCGGAUGCCCAGGUGCCUAUCGCUGACGAACGGCCAACCAGGCUGUAG
Protopolystoma xenopodis is the source of this 663-nucleotide messenger RNA. The record is from the annotation of a GenBank genome assembly. Lineage: Eukaryota; Metazoa; Platyhelminthes; Monogenea; Polystomatidea; Polystomatidae.